AUGCUGCUCAAUUGCCUGGUAUCCAGCUCAGAACAAUACGUGGAUGAUAGUUGGAAGAAGGACACCGGAGAACUACAAUGGGGCUGGCUACGUUUCCAGAUUGGCAUCACAGACUUACUCAUGCGAACGAAGCCAUUCCACCCACAAAGCAUUUGGCUACCCAUGUUUCUUUCCUCAAAGCAACACCUGGUUAUCGGUGAUCCUUGCAACGACCUUGAUCGCCAACUCGCCGACUUCUGCGGUAUCAACGAAGAUAGCACGGCGGAGGACAACCCAUGCUUCGAUUUCUGGGAACAAUUGGCGCCUCUCGUAACACGUGUCCCCGGACCUCAGUACAUGCGGUGGUAUGUUGAGGCUGUCGUCAUGGACCCGGACGAUACCGAGCUCUCCGAGGAGCUGAGGCAGAAGGCCAUGAGCGCCGGCCGCACCGUAUCUCGCGACGCGGUGGAGGAUCGCGGCCAGUACUUCACUUUCUUCGUCCCCACCGGCUUGCAGAACCCUCUCGAUCAGUGCAAGGGAAAGUGGCAAUCAGCGAGCAUGAACGGCAGGGGAAUGCUGCGGCUGCGGAGGGCAUUGGUAUCGUCUGGGACAGAAUCCUGGGAAGAGCACGGCAAGAUGCGGGAUAACGGGCAAACGUUUGUCUAG
This is a messenger RNA of Didymosphaeria variabile, 645 nucleotides long. RefSeq lists its product as uncharacterized. NCBI's taxonomy places the organism in Eukaryota, Fungi, Ascomycota, Dothideomycetes, Pleosporales, Didymosphaeriaceae. The record is from RefSeq and is a predicted model, not a curated record. Bases 1 to 645 code for a protein of 214 amino acids. The transcript is spliced from 3 exons.